Molecule: messenger RNA, 1621 nt
Organism: Megalobrama amblycephala (Wuchang bream)
Lineage: Eukaryota; Metazoa; Chordata; Actinopteri; Cypriniformes; Xenocyprididae
Product: putative olfactory receptor 52P1
Exons: 2
Coding region: 1-621 (206 amino acids)
Biological process (GO): G protein-coupled receptor signaling pathway
Cellular component (GO): membrane
Molecular function (GO): olfactory receptor activity
Source: RefSeq, a predicted model, not a curated record
AUGGUAGGGAAACAUCAGACGGGUCUGUGUGAGGUGUGUCAGGAAGAGGAAUCAGUGGAGCAUAGAAAAAAAAAAUACAUGGAAAUCACUAACUUUCUAAAAUUUGUUUUUGCACCAGCAAUCAGAAAUGGACUCCUGAUAGUCACUAUGGUCUUUCUGGCUGGGAAAUUGUCAUUUUGUGUGACACAUGUGAUUGAUCACUGUUUUUGUGAGCACAUGGCAUUGGUUCAGUUAGCAUGUGGUGAUAUAUCAAUUAAUAAUAUUGUAGGACUUUUGUCUGCUUUCCUUAUAGUAGCAGCAGAUUUUGUUCUUGUUACUGUUUCUUAUGUUGUGAUUUUUACCUCUGUGUUGAAAUCAGGUAAAGCUCACGUGAAGGCCUUAAACACCUGCAUUACUCACUUAAUUAUCCUGUCAAUUAGUUUGAUAUCUGCUUUGAUUGCAUUUUUGUCAUACAGAAUAAAAAAUAACAUUUCUUCCAAUAAUCGUAUAUUUAUAAGUAUCAUAUACUCAUUUUUUCCUAGUUGUUUUAACCCAAUAAUCUACGGAUGGAGAACAAAAGAACUAAGACAAACAUUUCUGAAAUUUAUAAGCAAUUCAAAGGUCUUUGCUUUAAAAAAAUGAAUGGAUCAUGUUUGAAAAUGUUCUUAAUAAAAAAGAGCCAUUGUUUGAGGGAUUAAAGAUGUAUGAUACUGUAUCUUAUAGAAAAAUGCAUAGUAUAUUUAGAGAUUUAAAAAAAAUGCAAUUAAUGUAUUUAUAGAUACAUCAAAAUAAUUAAAAUAAUUAAAAUAACUAUACACAGAUGCAAAAAUAUGAGUGUAAUUUGUACCCUGACAUUAGUAAAGUACUGGUUGUUUUGUUUGUUUGCUUGCAUUUAUAUUAUCACCUAAUUCACUAAUAUCUGUCAGGCAAUUUUCUGAGUAAUAUUCCAUUGAAAUCACUUAUUGCACCUUUAAUGAUUAAACAAAACUUGAUAUUGCAUUGCAGAUGAAAAGCAUGUCUACUGUUGUCUGUUGCUUAUUUUUUUAUGGAAUGGUGUACUGUAAUAUCAACUUCACAGGCUCUGUAAACCCCGCUGACAGUUUCCUUCGUUUUUAAAAUGUGUCCCCUUCAUUUCAGAGGCAUGAGACUCUGUGACUUUUCCUAAAUAAUCUAUCUAAACAUGCACAAAAAAAUCUGGGCUUGAUUGUUGAUUGUUCUAAAGGUGUGUAAAAAAAAAAAAAAAAAAAAAAAAAAAAAAAAAAAUCACCAUUAAAGUCCCUCAGGGUCAGAUUGACCCCACAUUGAAAAUGAAUGGGGAAAUUAAAAAAUUUACAUUUUUUUUCAUUUUAUUUGUCAAAUAAAUAAAUAAAUAAAUAAGAAAAUUUGGUCUGGUCCUAGCCAAAAUCUGGUCCUAGCCAUAAACACAAAGUGGAACAAACUUUCUAUCUCAUACACACACACACACACACACACAUACACAAACACACACAUGUGUGUGACUGCAACAGAGAGCAUUUUUAUAGAAAUUGGCAAACAACAAAACUGGUCUAAAUCUGAACAUUUUUAAAUGUAAAUAAAGGUCCAGUCAUUGACCAUAAACACAAGGUGGAACGAACGCUCUAUCUCAUACACGCACACACAU